Molecule: messenger RNA, 351 nt
Organism: Aureobasidium pullulans EXF-150
Lineage: Eukaryota; Fungi; Ascomycota; Dothideomycetes; Dothideales; Saccotheciaceae
Exons: 2
Coding region: 1-351 (116 amino acids)
Source: RefSeq, a predicted model, not a curated record
AUGACAGUCCCAACACAGACCACCCCUCUCGAUCCCAACUCCUCAACGCCCUCUCAUCCACCCUGGCGUCGCGAUCCAAACGGCGUGUCCCAUCUCGGUCGCGAUGGUGUCCUACGCUCCCUGAACGCCGACCGCACAGUUGUAUUGGACGUCCGUCGCUUGUCGCCAGAGGAGAUCAAGAAUUUUGCAGGGCCUGCUGGUCAAGCUACCAGAGAUGCUUUGGAAGGUGUGGAUGGGAGGGAUGUGGUAGAUGAGGAGGUGCUGUGGGCUGUGCCUGAGGAUCAGAAGGGGUGGGCUGCUAGAGGGGAAGGGGAUGGGAAGGAGGGGGAGGGGAAGGUGGAGGGCAGGUGA